AUGUCCGCCAACGAACGGCUUCUAGCUGCGUUCACAGCUCAAAUUGGACUGAAAGACAACAAAAAGUUGCUGAAAGUAGAAUCUGAUGUGAAGAAGACGAUCGAAGAACUUCUCGAAGGUUUGAGAGAAGAAGAAGAUCUCAAAGCCCUUCUCCGCGUAUUGGCAUUGGAGCAGAGAAAGUUGAUUGUUUCCUUGAAUACUUGUUGUUUUAGAGAUCAGUAUUGCCAAAGAUGGAUUGAGCCAUGUGAAGAGAGAAAAUCAAGAGGAAUACGUCAAGAAUAUCAAGAAUACUGCUGUGUUGAAGGAUGAAGAGAGGAAAAAGGUAAGAGAUCGACGACAAUUUAACAAUUUUCUAUGUUUUAGGUCUCUACCCAAAAAGCUGUGGAAGACGUCAAAGAAGCGAAGGAGGGAACAUCUGCAGGUCCUCCGCAAAAACAAAAGGACGAGCCUAAAGUGCAGGUAAAUCACCAGGUUUUAAUAUUAUGACUCUCAAUUUAGGCAUCAACUACCGACAAGAAGAAGGCUCCUGAAAAAAUCACAGUGCCAAAUGGAGAACCUGCCAAAGCGCAAUCCUCAAAAAUCACGGUAAGAAGUUAUAAAUUUAUAUUUCUGUGUUUAGGUAUCGAAUAAAGGGACGAAGAACCUUGGUCAAGAAAAUUCUAGCAAGACAACAAAGGGUGUGAAGAGUAGCAAGUACAAUGUCGCGUAUCGACAACCAAUUUUCCCUGUUUGUAUGCCAAAAGCCAAGAAAUUCCUGCCCGAGAGUGCCAAAGAUACCGAAUGGUUUUUAGUGACUGUUGGCAACCAAGCCGUACCUGUGCCUAAAAACAAAACGUUUGAGGUCAUAUCUGUAAGUCUUUUGGUGUUUUUAUCAAAAGCUCAUUUCACAGUUUUUAUCGCGUAUACCGUUUAUUUUACUUUAUUCAGUUCAACCAUGGUGGCAGCAGAGGGCUUUUCGAAUACCUUUACGCUGUGUUCGGCAAGCGGGAAACCACAACCAACCUUGUGGUUGCCUCCGAUCCGGGCUGGUUUUUUAACGGAAAGGAGGACGGCGAUGGAUACGAAGAGACGGCCAAGGCGUUCAUUGAUUUCUCGGAUAGUUUCCAUCACCCGCCGCGUUUGAAUGUUUAUUUUCUUGGGUUUCCCGUAAAUCCAACCGAUGUUGAAUUCGAUGGUCGAUUGGGAAGAUUCAACGCAUUGACGGCUCGAUUGUUUGAGGAGACCGGUCAGUACGUUAGCUUGGCGAAAUUCAUUCCAAAAAACGUCAAAAAAAGGGGAUUUAGCGAGGCCAAACAAGGACGCUCCGACUUUGUUGAACAGUGAGUUGAAUGCGCACCUUCUUCAAGAAGCCAUGGAAUAUCUAAUCACAAAGAAAAACAACAUUCCUAAAAAAGAUGGAAAACAAAAAUUAGAGGUCUCUGAAAUUGCAAAAACAUCAAAAAGUCCUGAAGUUGAAACCAUCAGACCAAACUGUGACGCUGAUAAGCCAACAUCAUCGACUGCUGGUCAGCCGGUGAAGGAAGAAACUGUGAAAAAGAAGACCAAAAAAGGCAAGAAACAAAGAGCCGCGGAAAAACGAAACAAUGCCGACAAAUCGGUUCCAGUUCAACAAAAUCCUCAAAGCAGCAACAACACCGAAGAUGCUGAUGAAUUUUAUGAAGCAACGUUGACGUCAGAAACGAUCCAAAAAUUGCAACUCGUCUUACAUACAGAUGCGAUAUUGGGGGCCGAUCUUUUAGACGUUGUGGAAACAAUGGACACUUUCGAAGGGGCCGCACGAUUCAAGUUCGAAUUCAUCAAGAAGAACAAGAACGAAGUGUUCCAGUCCAGGAAGGCGUUUUACCACAUGUUCGUGAUGACCAAAGAAAUCUUCAGCGAUAUCAAUAAAACGCUGAGCGACGAUUACUUACUUGGAUUCGAGGUCUUGACAGCAGUUCAAGCUCAAUUAUGUCAUAUCGACCUGGACACUUUGGGAAAAUGGUUCAAAGACGGUAUACGCGAUACGCCACAUCUUAAGAUAUUAUUGUCACAGGAGAACCGAAUCGCUGGAAUGUUCUAUCUGAUUACAAUGCACGCAAUUUUCGCAUUGAAAACUACACGCCUUCCAUAUGGUGGCAACCGAAUCGUUGUACGGAACGCGCAUGAGUCAGAAAUUGUGUGGAAGCUGAAGAAAAGGAUAGCCAAAUUGAUGGACCUAGUCCAACCGGUCGACUGUCAAGUCUUUGCCAAGAAUUUCCGGCAUCUGAGGAGGACGGAAACGGCUAUUAUCGAGGUCACGAUCCGUGUUUUGCAACAUUUCGACCCUUCAUUUGAUGCUGAUGUCACGGACAACUGCCGAUUGGGCGCAUCCAUUAAGUCGACCGCAAUUCACGUUCUUUCCAGCCGUUCUGUCGGAGAGAUCGUCAAUGCCUAUCGGACGGACGCACUUGGACCAUCUAUAUGCAAAGAAAGUGAAGACAGGUUAGGUGGGGAUGACGCGGAUGUGGAUUUGGACUUUAUUCUUUGUGACAAUUUCCUGAAUACUAUAGAAAAGAUAGCAUUGAGCGAGUUUGAGACUGAAGAUCAAAACAAGGAUACUGGUCGGUCAACGUCGUCACGAGGAGAAUCCGCGGGUUCUAGACGGUCAACUGGAGCGGAUUCACUGACACCUUCUUCGCCAUCACAAGCCGCAGGACCCUCCGGCAUACGAAGAGGAUUUUUGUUGAGUGGAGUGGUCGACAAGCCCCAGGAAGUGAAUAAAGGGGGAUGCUCACUUAUGUAA
This is a messenger RNA of Bursaphelenchus xylophilus (pine wood nematode), 2761 nucleotides long. NCBI's taxonomy places the organism in Eukaryota, Metazoa, Nematoda, Chromadorea, Rhabditida, Aphelenchoididae. The record is from the annotation of a GenBank genome assembly.